AUGGAUCUGCACAUCCUGGAGCACCGGGUGCGGGUGCUGAGUGUGGCCCGCCGCGGGCUCUGGCUCUACACGCACCCGCUCGUCAAGCUGCUCUUCCUGCCCCAGCGCUGCAGAUGCAAGUUCUUCAGCCUGACAGAGACCCCCGAGGACUACACCAUCAUGCUGGACGAAGAAGGCUUUAAAGAGUUGCCACCCUCGGAGUUCAUGCAGGUGGCGGACUCGACAUGGCUGGUGCUCAAUGUUGUGUCCAAUGGCAGGGCUUCCUCCAGCUGCCAGGCCACUGGUGUCACUAAGAUCGCCAAGUCAGUCAUUGUUCCGCUGGCUGAGCACAACGUCUCAGUGCUGAUGCUCUCCACGUACCAGACAGACUUCAUCCUGGUCCGGGAGAAGGAUCUACCCGUGGUGAUCCACACACUGGCAGGAGAAUUUGAUAUCUACAAGGAGGAGAAUGGCGAGGCCGUGCCCGUCAACUGCAGCGGUGUCAGCAACGGCUUCCUCAAACCCAAGCCAGCCAUCAGCCCCACGGUGCACCCUGUGCAGAGCCCCCAGAACCGCUUCUGCAUCCUGACUGUGGCACCUGACAUGCUGCCCAGCAUUGCCACCAUGCUCAUCGACGUCCUCUUCUACUCCCCCAGCCUGGAGGCUGCCUCAGCCUCUCCCUCUGCCUGCAGCCUCCCGAAGGAGGCAGUCCCUGGCAGCCAGGACCUCGACACCAUCACCUUCUUUGCUUUCUCGCUGAUUGAGGGCUACAUCUCAAUUGUGAUGGAUGCAGAAACCCAGAAGAGGUUCCCCAGUGACCUGCUGCUGACCAGCUCCACAGGGGAGCUCUGGCGGAUGGUGCGCAUCGGCGGGCAGCCUCUGGGCUUUGACCCUUUGUCUCACCAGACGAGUGCGGAAUCGUGGCCCAAAUCGCCGAGCCACUGGCUGCCGUGGACAUCUCAGCAUACUACAUCAGCACCUUCAACUUUGAUCAUGCCUUGGUCCCCGAGGAUGGCAUCACCGAGGUCAUCGCGCUGCUCCAGGGGCGCCAGGAGAGUGGCACGUAGCUGCUGCCGGAGGUGCCAUGGAAGGACUCAUGCGCUCCCCACUGUGGGGUACAGUUCCUCGGGCAGCGCCAGCACCGGGGCAACGGCACCUGGGAACCAGUCCAGUACCAGCACCCCGGGAUUACGUGGCCACUGGGGGAGGAGAGGGACAUCUCCACUGCACUACCCUGGCAGCGAGGCUGAAGGGCACCCUUCCUCUCCAUUGAGCACUCUGUGGCCUGGUGCUGCCUGCACCUAGUGAUGCUUUUUUUUAAUUAUUAUUUUAUUAAAAAAAAUAACACUUUUGCAAGGCAGGAAUAGGGUGGUCUCCAGCCCUGUUGGGCUGGGGCAGAAGGUGCCCAGGUGCCUCCCAGGAUGGAGGGAUGGGGCAGUGCAGCUCCUUGGUGCUCACCUCCUGCCCUUGUGUCUCCUCCCUGCCCCCUGCCAUCACCACCCCUGUGCUGCACCCGGGCACAUCCUGAAAGACCUGGGCGGGGGGGGGGGUGCUGUUAUGGGGACGUGCCCUGCUCUGCAGGGCCUGGCUCUGCCUCCCCACUCCCCGCCGUGGCCCUGGCGGUUCCUGCCCUUCGCUGCCCUGGAGGGGGGAGCACUGAAGUCCCAUCUUCCGAGUGGUGUUUUUUUCUUUUUUUCCUAGUUUUUAUGAAGUCAAUAAAAGUCCAAUUUUCUUCA
This is a messenger RNA of Rhea pennata, 1715 nucleotides long. It is a transcript of the gene CASTOR1, whose product is annotated as cytosolic arginine sensor for mTORC1 subunit 1. Gene Ontology annotation, biological process: negative regulation of TORC1 signaling. The record is from RefSeq and is a predicted model, not a curated record. The transcript has 9 exons. Lineage: Eukaryota; Metazoa; Chordata; Aves; Rheiformes; Rheidae. Gene Ontology annotation, molecular function: arginine binding. Bases 1 to 1284 code for a protein of 427 amino acids.